GGGCCCGUUCUUGUGGGAGUUGAUGUAGAGAGAAAACUAGGACCUGUGGAGGCUAGGGGCAGCCAACGCAUCACACAGAGACUCCGGUGAGGGGUGCGAGGUAUUUCCCUCACUGUGGGAAGUGCUAGCUGCUUCACCUCUGCCUCAAGAUCCACUAUUGGAGCUUUUUCAUAGAAAUCAUGGCUUCACCCAUUCCUACCAAAAAGCUCAAGGAUGAAGCCACCUGUGCCAUCUGCCUCAGCUUGAUGACUACCCCAAUGAGCAUCAGCUGUGGACACAGUUAUUGCCAAAAAUGCAUAAUGGAUUUCCUUCAGAACCCAAGCUUUCUAACAGCAGGGGAAGAGAAGUUCUGUCCCCAGUGUCGGGCCCCCUUUGGAGAGCAGAGCCUUCGGCCCAACAAGCAGCUGGGAAAUCUCAUUCAGGCCAUCAAGGAGAUGAGCCAGGAAGUAGUCUGUGAGGAACACGGAGAACAACUCCAGCUGUUCUGUGAGGAUGAGGGCCAACUCAUCUGCUGGCGCUGUGAGCGGGCACCACAGCACAAAGGGCACACCACAUCCCUUGUUGAAGAUGUGUGCCAGGGGUAUAAGAAAAAGCUCCUGGAAGCAGUGACAUACUUGAGCCAGCUCAACAAUGAAUGUAUGAAUCUAAAAGUUUUGACAACACGGCAAAUAACUGAAUGGAAGGGGAAGAUGGACGUUCAGAGAAAAAGAAUAAAAUCCGACUUUAAGAAUCUCCACAGUUUCUUGCAUGAGGAGGAGAAGUUUUAUCUGUGGAGGCUGAAAGGAGAAGAAGAGCAGACAAUAAGGAGACUGAAGUACAAUAAGGGAAUACUAGAGGAGAAGCACUGUGAACUGAAGUGCUCUAUCAUGGAGCUGGAGCUGAAAUGUCAGAGCUCACCCCAGAUAUUGCUACAGGAUGUGAAGAACACAUUGGACAGGAGUUGGGCUGUGAAACUAGAAAGGCCAGAAGCUGUCUCUCUGGAGCUUAGCACAACAUGCAACAUUCCGGAGCUCUACUUUGAUGUGAAGAGAAAGCUGAGAAGCUAUCAAGAUGGCUCGUCUUUGUAGAUAGGGGAGUUGCAACUAAAACUGACCAGUGCCUUCUCUGAGUGUUACACGCACUCAGUUUGCCCGGUGCCACCCAAUCAGAGAUAUGGAUAGAAGAACAUUAUUAAGAAAUGUCACUACACCACAAUACUUCAUUUGGGCUGUCGUGAAGAUUACGUGCAAGUCUAGUAUCCAUCAUUUUAUUUCAGACACCUCUCAGCAAUGCAAAGAGGUGAGUAUUAUGGGCUGUGGGCCACCAAGUUUUAAGGACUUGGUCCAGAUAACAGAUAAAACUAUAACUGAAACCGUACUUUACCAACCUUAAAAUCAG
This is a messenger RNA of Echinops telfairi (small Madagascar hedgehog), 1377 nucleotides long. It is a transcript of the gene TRIM38, whose product is annotated as tripartite motif containing 38. Bases 180 to 1067 code for a protein of 295 amino acids. Gene Ontology annotation, molecular function: zinc ion binding. NCBI's taxonomy places the organism in Eukaryota, Metazoa, Chordata, Mammalia, Afrosoricida, Tenrecidae. The record is from RefSeq and is a predicted model, not a curated record. The transcript has 7 exons.